Molecule: messenger RNA, 1412 nt
Organism: Sardina pilchardus (European sardine)
Lineage: Eukaryota; Metazoa; Chordata; Actinopteri; Clupeiformes; Clupeidae
Product: zinc finger protein 135-like
Exons: 3
Coding region: 298-1308 (336 amino acids)
Biological process (GO): regulation of transcription by RNA polymerase II
Cellular component (GO): nucleoplasm
Molecular function (GO): RNA polymerase II cis-regulatory region sequence-specific DNA binding; DNA-binding transcription repressor activity, RNA polymerase II-specific
Source: RefSeq, a predicted model, not a curated record
GCGCAUACAAAUCUCUCUCAGGUCCUGUACUAAGCAGAACAAGCCACCUCUUCAGCUGCAGAUGUUAAAACCGAACAGACCCAGGGACAAGAGGAGCAAUCAAACACGUCUCCAGUCCUCAGUGCAGAAUCGGACCCGUCCCCCACGGACUACGUGUCUCUGGUCCAGCUGAAGAGGGUAUCGGUGGUGCUGGCGGACUGUAGAACACAGGAACAACGAGGGGAGAACAGAGGGAACAACAACGAUGCAGUUCUCAAGAGCAGUAAGAAUUCACAGGAAGGACAGGAGAAGAAGGAGAUGAAAAGCAAAGAUGGAGAACAGUCUGAGAUUGGAAGAGAUGCAUCUCCCUCUCCAUCCAGCGCAUGCACUGAGUCGAGGAAAUCAAAACGCUACUCCUGCUCUGAGUGUGGCAAGGCCUUCCGCCUCAGGUGUAAGCUGAAACAACACCAGUCCAUUCACACAGGAGAGAGGCCGUACCACUGCACUCAGUGUGGCAAGACUUUUAGUCAGGGGGCAAAUUUGAAACAACAUCAGCGAAUUCACACAGGAGAGAGGCCGUACCACUGCACUCAGUGCGACAAGACUUUUAGCUGCGGGGAACAUUUGAAACUACACCAGCGCAUUCACACAGGAGAGAGGCCGUACCACUGCACUCAGUGUGGCAAGACUUUUAGUCAGGGGGCAAAUUUGAAACAACAUCAGCGAAUUCACACAGGAGAGAGGCCGUACCACUGCACUCAGUGCGACAAGACUUUUAGCUGCGGGGAACAUUUGAAACUACACCAGCGCAUUCACACAGGAGAGAGGCCGUACCACUGCACUCAGUGUGGCAAGACUUUUACUUAUGUGGGAAAUUUGAAACGACACCAGCUAAUUCACACAGGAGAGAGGCCGUACCACUGCACUCAGUGUGGCAAGACAUUUAAUCUGGGGGCAAAUUUGAAACAACAUCAGCGCAUUCACACAGGAGAGAGGCCGUACCAAUGCACUCAGUGUGACAAGACUUUUACUUAUGUGGGAAAUUUGAAACAACAUCAGCGCAUUCACACAGGAGAGAGGCCGUACCAAUGCAUUCAGUGUGACAAGAGUUUUAGUCAGGGGGCAAAUUUGAAACAACAUCAGCGUAUUCACACAGGAGAGAGGCCAUACCACUGCACUCAGUGUUGCAAAAGCUUCACUCAAAAGGUCUCUCUCAAAAACCAUCAGCGCAUUCACACAGGAGGUAUUGGCAAAGGAAAGAACGCCAGCUCAGUCACACAGAAGAAGGGCCGACACACCCUCCAUUCCACCGGGGGCAGUACUGAGUAGGAGAUGGGCCGCCACACCCUCCAUUCCACCGGGGGCAGUACUGAGUAGGAGAUGGGCCGCCACACCCUCCAUUCCACCGGGGGCAGUACUGAGUAGGAGAUGGG